UUUCCACCAAUGUUCACUACGUAGCACCGGGGCGGGCUCCUCCAGUCGGUUCACUGAUCACUCCCCGGUUCCCUUCCAGCAGCUCCAUCGAUGGCACCCUCCUGAAACCGCUAGCCGGAAAACCACCAUGCAAAUAUACACAAAGCAGCUUAAGUUUCGGAUUGAUUCGUUGAUUAUAGAAAUUUCGUAAACAUGCGAGUCUCCCCGAAGCUGUGAAAAGGCGCGAGAGAGGAUAGCACAGAAGAAAAUAAACGGAGACCGAUCGGAUUCAAGCGUUAACCUCACUGGAACGCUACGGAGAUGCCUGAGGUGCGGGACCUUUCCGAAGCUUUGCCAGAGAUGCCCAUGGACCCAAUCACUGGAGUCGGGGUAGUAGCCUCCAGGAACAGGGCGCCCACUGGAUACGAUGUGGUCUCUACGACGACAGACGGCCUGGAUGCUGACCUGUGGAAAGAUGGCCUUUUCAAAUCCAAGGUGACCCGCUACCUCUGCUUCACAAGGGCCUUCUCUAAAGAAAAUAGCCAUUUAGGCAAUGUUCUUGUGGACAUGAAGCUGAUCGAUAUCAAGGACACUCUGCCUGUGGGUUUCAUCCCGAUCCAGGAGACUGUUGACACUCAGGAGCAGGCCUUCAGGAAGAGGCGACUCUGCAUCAAGUUUAUUCCACGGGACUCCACAGAGGCAGCAAUCUGUGACAUCCGCAUCCUGGGACGCUCUAAGCAGGCCCCGCCGCAGUACACCUUCAUAGGAGAGCUCAACAACAUGGGAAUCUGGUAUCGCAUGGGGAACGUACCUCGGGCCCAGGACUCCACACACACACCGACCACCAACAACAUCCAGAAUGUGAACUCCAACACAGCCCCAGUCCCAGUUGCUCCGAUGCCCAAACAUAUUUCCAUGACGCUCCCAGCCAGCUUCAGAGGGAAGAACACCACCAGACCAGACUACGAGCACCAGAACUCCAACCUGUAUGCUAUCUCAGCAAUGGACGGAGUGCCUUUCAUGAUCUCUGAGAAAUUCGCCUGCGCGUCAUCCGAUCUGCAGCAGGUGGAUCUGAUGGGCAUUACAAUCAAGUCAUUGGCUGAGAUUGAAAAAGAGUAUGAUUACAGUUUCCGCACAGAGCACAGUGCAGCAGCUCGCCUCCCUCCCAGUCCCACACGGACCUCCCUGAGCUCUGAGGCCUGAGGAUCCCCUUAGCAGCAGAGACCUGUACACAACUACUGAGGACCUGCUUACAACAAACAGUCCCUGAGAAGAAAAAAAAAAAACUACAAAAAUGAUUUUUCCCAACCUUUGGAAGAUGUCAUUGUCUCUAAGUGUUCGUUGUUCUGUUGAAUUGUAAAGGAAAGUGAAAGACUCUACCUACAACAACUGAUGAGCUAGCUUCUAAGAGGAGAUAGAAAAAACUGACCUUUCUUGCUCAAGAGAAAUGGAAGGAAUCUCACUCAUAUGAUUUUAAAAUACAUUUUCUUUUCUUAAAGAAGAGUGUUGUUGCCUGCAAUACAAAUAACCACGUCCGACCUGAAGGACUUGUUACAAACAAGAUGUCAUCACGUCUGCAUCAUUGGCCCGACUCCCGGCACCAUAAAUCAUCCCGUUCAUGUGUUGGAAAUACAAAAGGAAAUAUCAUGUUAGCAGGAUUUAUUUUUCUUUUUUUUUUUCAAGCUUGUACUGCUUUUUUUGAAUGGGAAUGAUUCUCCUUGUUCUCUUGAUGUUACUGUUAAUAUACUGGCGUGACUGAGUGCACUUUGUGUUUGGGAAUUUCAGUGUGCUUCCUGUUUGCCACAGGUAUUCUGUUAAGCACUCCUCCACUGUCUGUACACGAGCCGAGCUCGGCUUCGAUAUAGAACCACUGUUACUGUUAAUAGGUUACACUGCCGGACCUCACAUACCACUAUUCCUAUGAUCUGUUUUCAACUAUUACGAAUGGAUCGUGAGGGCUGGGUAUCAUUUGAGUUUUGGUACCAAUACCAUACUUUAAAAAGAUACUUUACUUUUAAUUACUAACAUAUAAACAUGUUCAUGAGGAACAGCUGGUUUUAUCUUAAACACUUCUCGUGUUCAGUGUAUUACAUUUCUUCAGUGUCUUUCCCUUCCAUCCAGCUCAAUCUCUCUACAACUUACAAUGUCCAAUAAGAGUCACUUGUGUAACCAGGGUUCUAUGAGUUCUGUCUGGCUGCUAUUACACUAACUUCUGCAACUCUAUACAACUUACAGUUUACGGUCCAUGUUGAGAAUCUACUACAUUUAAAGCAUUUGUUAGCAUACAGAAAACUACAGCUCUCACUGAAACCCUCCUGAGCUUUUGAAAUUGUGAACGCGGCAACAAAAAUGUUAAAUGAACAAUAUUUAAAUUUUCUUUUUUUUUCUUUUAUUAUUGUCUUUGCCAACUGUUGACAGCUGUCAUUACUCUGUGCCACUGCCACAUUCCGGAUGGUACCACAAAGAGGUAUUGAGGUUUGAUACCCAGCCCGAGUUUCUUUACAUCAACAGAACUAUCUUCACUAUUUUGAGUUUCUUUCUUAAGUACAAUGCUAAAGGUGCUAAAUGUGAUAUUCAGAGCAUUAAUACAGCAGCAAACAACUAUUUGCUUUGUAAACAUUUAGAGGAGUAAUGUCUACCUGAGGAGAGAAUUUAGUCACUCCCGCUCUGUGUGUUGUAAUCAGAGUUUCAGAUAGCCGGGCCUGCUGAGCGUGCCCCGCUGGCUACCUCAUGACCGCCGCUCUGCAUUGGCGGCUACAGCUGAUAACUGCAUCGUCGCAGAAGUGUGCGGAGGCAAUAGAUGCUCUGGAUUUUGCAUUGAGCACCUUUACCAAACAGAUGUUGUGUAACAAAUUGUUCUUCAGGCCUGAACAAAGGCAAAGUUGUCAAGCAAAAGUGCUCUUUUCUUUUGAGUAUAUUGGUUACACGUUAAAACCUUUGUGCCUACAGUGCAUAUUUUUCCUCUGUUACAAAGCUACGUCUUUAAUUACGUCUUUUCCCACUAACCGUUUAAACAAACUCGUCUUUUAGCUUGAAUCUGUUUUAGAAGUUGGAGAACUUCAAUUUGACAUGUGAACUCAGAACCACUAGAGUACAUUACUUUGUGACAAAUUAAAAGGUCUUACCUUGGAGGGAUUGUAUCAGGAAGAGGCGUGUCCGACUCACCUCUGCUGCUUUUCUUGUUUGCCGUUUUUCUAAUUGCUGUUGAGCUACUCUCGGUGAAACUCAACACUUCCUGCAGAAGUUUCAAAUGAACAGACUACCAAUAGUGCAGAGGGCGUAAUCCUCUUCAUUCCCGGCAGGCCGUCAUGUGAGAGACCCGAUCUUACAUUCAUUGAGAGGUUACUCUUCAGUUCACUCUAAAUAGAUGUCUCUGUGUAUUUCAGUACCUCUUUUCCUUUAUGUAUAUCCAGUAUUGUGUUCAGAAGCGCCACGGAUUUUGGUGACCCUGUUUUAUUUUGCUCAUUUCCUUUCAUUUGUUUAAAGUGUCUCUGCAAUAUUACAUAAAUGCAUAGACAAACUCCUUUUUAUUUUAUAUUUUCUGUGUGUGUAAUUUAUUUGUCAUCUCAGUAUUGUGGCCAUGUUCUCCUAAAGGCUGUUUUCAGAAAUGUAACGUAUAAUGUUGUAUAUUGCACUGGCAACAUGUUUGAUGGGCUCAUGUCCAUGUGAAGCUCCGUGUAUUUGAGCUGAGUGUAUCCGCCUGCUACAUGUAUCAUUUCCCAGCUGUGGUGUUAACUGAAACAUUUAAUAGCUAACCAAUAUUGUCUCUGCAUUAACAAGUAACAAUACUGCUUUGAUAUGUCUGAGUUUGCAUGUACAGUGACAUGAGGUGUCAGGUUUCAAUAGGACAGUUAUUUUUGUAGCUUAAUGAUCAAAGGUCACAGAUUUUGUCUCAUAAAUAGAUUUUAUCCACUAAAGAAUGAACAAAACGGCAUCAGUUGAAUUUGUAUUAUAAUGAAGUUUUAUUAAACUAUGAUGAACUGGA
Anarrhichthys ocellatus (wolf-eel) is the source of this 3964-nucleotide messenger RNA. RefSeq names its product multivesicular body subunit 12Ba (gene mvb12ba). The coding region runs from base 301 to 1182 and encodes 293 amino acids. The transcript is spliced from 10 exons. Lineage: Eukaryota; Metazoa; Chordata; Actinopteri; Perciformes; Anarhichadidae. Gene Ontology annotation, cellular component: late endosome; ESCRT I complex. Gene Ontology annotation, biological process: virus maturation; regulation of epidermal growth factor receptor signaling pathway; viral budding. The record is from RefSeq and is a predicted model, not a curated record.